AUGCAUUUUCUCUGUCUCCACGGCGCCGGUACCAACGGUGAUAUCCUCGAACUCCAAACUGGAGGACUGUACCAAAAGCUCUCCGAGGAUGGCCAUAGGUUUACCUAUGUGAACGGCAGCCAGCCUGCGAAAGUAGAAGAUGAACUGGAGGGCCUUGUCGACGGCCCCUUCUUCAACCACUACUCCCGUGGUGAAUCGCCAGGAGCAACCGUGAUGGAAGCAUUCCAGCAUACAAGAGCAAUUAUUGAAGCCCAAAAGGCCACUGGUGAUCCUUUUGAAGGUGUACUAGGGUUCUCUCAGGGUGCUGGACUUGCCGCAUCCAUGAUAGUUCACCACAGCAGGACGCGCCCGGCGGAACCACCAUUGUUCCGUGUCGCGGUCUUUAUUUGCGGUGCAGCACCCUGGGAGCCCAGUGGAUUGGAGCGUUUGGUGCGAAAGGAUGACUACCCGCUGAAGAUUCCGACUGCGAACAUUGUCGGCAAGUUGGACCAUGUAUUGCCUGAGAGCAUGAAGUUGUUGGAAAUCUGCGAACCAUCGCAGGCUUCUUUCCAUGACCAUGGCAUGAAGCACAUGGUGGCCUUUGACCCGAAAAACACCGAGGAGAUGACCCGGGUGAUUAACGAGGCGAUUGCCAAGGCCUGA
Molecule: messenger RNA, 642 nt
Organism: Penicillium salamii
Lineage: Eukaryota; Fungi; Ascomycota; Eurotiomycetes; Eurotiales; Aspergillaceae
Source: the annotation of a GenBank genome assembly